AUGGAACGCGGCGGACCCGGCCGCACGAGGUCCCCCGGCCCUGGGCUCUUCCCCAAGGGCCCCAGCUUCAACAUCGACGAUUUCUCCAGCAAAGACUUUAUUGUCCGCGACUUUGUCGACUCCCUCUCCGAUACUGCCUUCCCCGCCAACCGCCGCUCCGGCCUAGCGAGCGCGAGCACCCCCUUUGAUCCCAAGCCCCUCAUCCGGACCUUCGAGAAUGCGCUGUCGCAGCUGGGCGCCCUGAGCGAGGAGCUGCAAGAAAAGGAAUCGGAGCUCUUAUCGCAGGUUCGACGAGCAGAGAUCCAACAUGACCAGACUCUCGACACCCUUGGUCGGAAGCUGGACCAGUCCAUGGCCCAGUUCGAGGCCCUCGACUUGACCCUCAACAACCCCAGCACACACAGCGGCUCCAUGAACGGACACGCCCGAUCUGAUGGCGGAGGAAACAUUGCUGUCCAGAUCGGAGAGAAACUGGAGGAGCUGGAUAGGAAACGGAGGAAGGCGCAGGACGCCAACUUCCUGAUUCAGUGCUGGACAGAGGUUUCCGAGACAGGCCAACUUACCUCGCUCGAGGAGAUUCAGAGACAGGGCGGUGCCGAGAACAAGGUUCGUUGCGCCGUCAUUGCUCGCCAGCUCAUGCGCAUCAGUCAAAGACUAGACCCUUUGUCAUGGGCAACAGGUGGAUUCCGUGCCAACGGUAUCACCAACGGCACUACGGGUGCGACGCGGAAGCACAACACCAGGGAAGCUCUCGAGAAGUUCUGCGAGCAUCUCGAGCAAGACCUUCUGAAGCAGUUCAACAACAGUUACCGACGGCAAAACUUCGACGACAUGAUGGAAUGCGCAAAGGUCCUCUACGAUUUUCACGGCGGUGCCAGCGUUAUUGCCGCCUUUGUGAACCAGCACCAGUUCUUUAUCGACCGAGACCAGCUCAUCACCGACGAGGUUACGACCGAUGGCGAGAUGUGGGAGCAACUGGCUGACCCUGAUUCCGACCCACCAGGUGUCGAGCCCAGUCUUCAAUCCCUCGUUGAUGAGGUCAAGAUCGUGAUGCAGGAGGAGUCUUUUAUCAUUAAGCGUGCCUUCCCAUACUACGAGACAGUGCUCAUCAAGUUUAUCCAGCGUGUCUUCCAGCAGUCUAUCCAGCAACGACUGGAAAUGCUCCUGGACAAAGCGACAACAAUUUCUUCACUGGCCUACCUGCGCUCCUUGCAUGCGUCAAGAUCCUACAUUGGUGCCUUGGUUGAAGAUCUCAAGACUCAUGGUCUCACAGAGCACCCAGAACCUUGCUCGGCGCAGAUAUCACAAACGCUUGAUCAGCAACUAGAGGAAUUAUUCAUCCCCUAUUUACUUCAAAACUCAUAUAUCGACAGGGAAAGGAAGAGUCUGGAGGAAUUAUACAACUCAUUGCUCUUCAAGUUCACCCUGUACCAUUCACGCAGGAAGAAGGCUCCGUCCGGCUUUAUGGCUGCGAUCACUCAAUCGGGCACCCAGCUUUUGGCAUCCGCUAAAGACGCCUACAUGGAGCGUCUUGAUUCUUCGGACCUCACGCCCACCCAGAAGCGUAUGAUGUUGAGGGUUGCCGGUCUGCAAGAUAACAGCAGCAACAAGAACGAGAUCGAAGUCUCAGAGGAACACGGCCGCCUGAGCGUACAGAACGCCAAGCGCAUGAUUGCCUGGUUGGCCGAAAGCGUGCGUAGAACGCUCGAGAUGGGUUCAGGAAGCGAAACCCCCAAGGACAUCAACGUCUUGCUCAACCUCCUUCUCACCAGCAUGGGCCACCUCUACGUUGAGACUGCCCUCGAUGCCGCCCUGGACAUGGCCACGUCGCAGGAGAGCAUCAAGACGGAACCUGACCUCUCCUACCUCCCUCACAUCAAGCCGGCCGUCACCAUCACAAACCUCAUGUCGCGCUUCAUCACUACGGUGCUGAUCCGGCUUGCCGAGUCCAACACGGCCUUGCGCCGCAGCAUGGAGGCCCAAGCCAAGCAAGCCAUCGAAGCCACGGAGCGGAAGACCAACGCCGUCCUCAAGAGCACCAUGGACGUGGCCGUCAACUGGGUCGCCAAAAUCCUGGCGGGCCAGAAAAAGACGGAUUACCGGCCCCGCGACAACGACCUCGAAGGCUUCGUCGACCUUCAGACGCCCACAUGCCAGGCCAUCUGCACCUUCUUGGCUUCCAAGGUGGCGAUGCAGGCGGCGCUGGCUAUCGACGGUCACAACCUCGAGCUGUUCAGCUCAGAGCUUGCUCUGGCCGUUCACUCGCUCCUGUUUGAGCACUUCAAGAAGUUCUCGGUCAACGCUACCGGUGGCUUGAUGGUGACCAAGGAUAUCGCCAAGUAUGUGUCGACGAUGAAGGAGUGGCCCUUGACCAAGGAGGUGCAAGCUAUUGUCGAGCUGCUUACCGAGGUUGGCUAUCUGUUCAUUAUUGGACCCGAAGCCCUUCGCGAGCGAUCCAAGUUUUUGUCUACGGGUAGCGGUGCUGGUGGAGGUGGUGGUAACGGUGCCGUCGGAGGUGCAGCGGGCGGUGGUGGGUCGGGCAAGAAGUUGCAAAAGGCGGAUUUCAAGGCCUUUGUGCAGAAGAGAGAGGAUGCCGCUACUCCUGGUAUUCAGGGUGUGCUCGCUGGGCUGUGA
Messenger RNA from Sordaria macrospora k-hell, 2634 nucleotides. RefSeq lists its product as uncharacterized. The record is from RefSeq and is a predicted model, not a curated record. Gene Ontology annotation, cellular component: exocyst; cytoplasm. NCBI's taxonomy places the organism in Eukaryota, Fungi, Ascomycota, Sordariomycetes, Sordariales, Sordariaceae. Gene Ontology annotation, biological process: exocytosis; Golgi to plasma membrane transport.